Molecule: messenger RNA, 2685 nt
Organism: Trichoderma reesei QM6a
Lineage: Eukaryota; Fungi; Ascomycota; Sordariomycetes; Hypocreales; Hypocreaceae
Exons: 4
Molecular function (GO): protein binding
Source: RefSeq, a predicted model, not a curated record
CCGAGGCCUUCUCUUGCCGAGCGUACAGUCGAGACUCUUUCACAGCUGCCCUCGUCUCCUGCUUUAAGCAAGAAGUCGUCUUCAUUCUUUGACUCAAUACGGCCUACGUCACGCGCCGAAAGUACAACCUCAAGGCCGGGCUCCAGCUACACCUCUGGCGGAUCUGCAGCGCAUCUGUCUCGCCCGGGUUCGAGCGGAGCGGCUGACGACAUGGGAUUUUCGAAUCCCAGAAUGUCAUCGGCAAAUUUAUUCAAUAGACGCCGUUCAGUCAUCAGCGGCACCUCUGAGAGAACGCCGACGGCUGCCGCCAACAGCUCGCAGAGACUUCGCCCAGCCAGUCGUGCUUCCGGGAUCGCCUCAAAGCCGUCCGCCUCCAUGCCGGAUGUUAGAAGUCCCAGUCCAUCUAAGCUGGGCAAGCCUCCAACGAAGCCUGUUUCUAAACAGGCUCCAAAGCCAGCAACCCAACCUGUGAAGAAGAGGACAUCAACGCUCGAAGCGGGUGAUCAUCCGACUGCCUCUUCCUCCUCGUGGGACGGCACUAUUGCGGCACCCGCCCCAGCGGCGAAGGAAUCCGCUGCUGAGCCCGAGCAGCCAACUCAAAAGUCCUCGACGGCGCUUCGAGAUCAGAUCGCCAAGGCAAAGGCAGCUCGGAGGGCGGCAAUGAAGCAGACGCCCAGCGCUUCGUCAACGACCAAUGAUGUGGCAGCGCCGUCGAACAAUGGCUUCGACUAUGAUGCAGCAUUCGAUGACCCCUUCAACCUGAACAAGGGGCAGGAUGCUGGUCAACAAGUCCUGAAGCAACGCAUCGGGGCAUCGAGGACCAGCGGAAAGCUGAAUAUUGCCGCACUAGGACUCAAGGAAAUACCCGGCGAGGUUCUCAAAAUGUACGACCUGGAGACCAUUGGGGCCGGCGGAAGCUGGGCAGAGAGCGUCGAAUUGACCAGGCUGGUUGCCGCGGAUAACGAGAUAGAAACAUUGGACGACGCUGCAUUCCCUGAUCUCGGCCCCGAGGAGCUUGAGAACGACGAAGAGGGCCGCGGCAACAUUUUCGGCGGGCUUGAGACACUCGACAUGCACGGCAACCGGCUGGUAACCAUUCCGAUGGGCUUCCGCCGCUUCACCCAGUUGACCACUCUCAAUCUGUCGUCCAAUCGCCUAGAAAAUGGAUGCCUUGAAAUCAUUUCGCAGAUGACGGCCGUCCGCGAUCUCAAACUGGCCAAGAACCUCCUCUCUGGGCCCCUGUACCCCGGUCUCGCGGACUUGAGCGCUUUGGAGGUGCUUGAUAUCCACGGUAACCAAGUGUCUGCCUUGCCGCCCAACGUCGAAAGACUGUCUCGGCUGCGCGUCCUCAAUCUGAGCGAGAAUAGCUUUGAGUCGCUCCCCUUUGACGGACUCUCGAAGCUGCCGUUGACUGAGCUCGAUGUAAAGAAGAAUAAGCUUUCGGGGACUCUGAUUGAAGAGCCGAUAGGUUCCCUGCCGAUGCUUCAGACACUCGACAUCUCGGUGAACAGGCUGAUGCGCCUUGUACCGGCUGAUGCCUCCAUCAGCCUUCCCGUCGUCCACACCCUCACCCUCUCGAUGAAUCGACUCCAGGAGCUUCCGGAUAUGACGUCGUGGACAAGCCUUAUUACCCUUGCAGCUGAUGCCAACAACAUUUCCAGCAUCCCCUUAAGCUUCACCAGCCUCGAGAAAGUGAGACAGGCCGACUUUUCUAGCAAUGACAUCCGGGUCGUGCCGCCUGAGAUCUCUCGAAUGGACAGCCUCACGAUGCUGCGACUGAGCGGCAACCCGCUCCGUGACAAGAAGUUUGCUUCGGCGUCGACAGACGAGAUCAAGGAAGCGCUGUCGGCGCGGCUGGAGCCUCCUCCACCUUACGAGGAGCCCGAUACGGACAGGUCGGAGGGCGACGAGGACUUUGCCACGCCUCCAACGUCUGCGCCGCACUCGCCCGCCAGAUCCCGUGCUCAAACCGUCCUCAAGGAGACUUGGCAGGUCAAGCCGGGCGGACUCCUGGACCGUUCACGAACCGAAGCGUCUUCCCUAAGCCCCGAAAUGUGUGCCGAGCUGUCGAGGAGCUACCAGAUCAGGCAGGCGCAGCUUCACCAUAACCUCCUGAGCGCGUUCCCCGGGUCGCUGCAGUUCUUCUCGCAGACGCUGACAUCUCUGUCCCUGGGCCACAACAAGCUCUCGGGCGAGGCCUACCUCAGCGAGGAGCUGAGCCUGCCGGCUCUGACGGAACUCAACUUGAGCUCGAAUACCAUCACCAGCCUAGGUCCGUUGACAACAUUCCUUAAAGCACCUGCACUGGAAAAGAUUGACGUCUCGCUCAAUCGCCUCACCGCCCUGCCGCUGGAUCUGAAGCAGAGCUUCCCCAGCCUCAAGGUGCUGCUUGCGUCAAACAACCAACUAACGGAACUUGAUCCAGCUGCCAUCAAGGGCCUCAAAGUUGUUGAUGUGUCGAGCAACAACAUUGCUCACCUGGAUCCCCGGCUGGGCCUGCUAGGCGGCAAGGACGGGCUCGAGCGGCUCGAGGUGGCGGGCAACCGGUUCAAGGUGCCCAAGUGGAACAUCCUGGAGAAGGGCACGGCCGCCACGAUGAGGUGGCUCCGAGGACGCGUUCCGGCUGCCGAGAUGGAAGAAUGGAGAGCCGAGAAUGGAGAGGACGACGACUCCGACUUGGACUAG